AUGGUCAGAGAGUUUGAGAAGUGCGGAAAUUUAACUAUUGAGAUGUGUUACAUGGCCGAGAUCCACUCUUCAGUGCCAGCCCCCCGGGGCACCAUCACCCCCAAGCGCCAGCCCCCUGGGACACCAUCACCCCCAAGCCCCAGCCCCCUGGGGCACCAUCACCCCCAAGCGCCAGUCCCCUGGGACACCAUCACCCCCAAGCGCCAGCCCCCUGGGGCACCAUCACCCCCAAGCGCCAGCCCCCCGGGGCACCAUCACCCCCAAGCGCCAGCCCCCUGGGACACCAUCACCCCCAAGCGCCAGCCCCCUGGGACACCAUCACCCCAAAGUGCCACCCCCCUGGGGCACCAUCACCCCAAAACGCCACCCCCCUGGGGCACCAUCACCCCAAAGCGAACAAAAUCUCAACUCAACCCCAAAUCAUCAACUACAAAAACAUAA
Messenger RNA from Haliotis rufescens (red abalone), 441 nucleotides. RefSeq names its product basic salivary proline-rich protein 1-like. The transcript is spliced from 2 exons. Bases 1 to 441 code for a protein of 146 amino acids. The record is from RefSeq and is a predicted model, not a curated record. NCBI's taxonomy places the organism in Eukaryota, Metazoa, Mollusca, Gastropoda, Lepetellida, Haliotidae.